Molecule: messenger RNA, 1110 nt
Organism: Portunus trituberculatus (swimming crab)
Lineage: Eukaryota; Metazoa; Arthropoda; Malacostraca; Decapoda; Portunidae
Exons: 5
Coding region: 1-1110 (369 amino acids)
Biological process (GO): DNA integration
Molecular function (GO): nucleic acid binding
Source: RefSeq, a predicted model, not a curated record
AUGGAUCACGGGUCGUUGUGCCUGCUUCCCUUAGGCGUCAAGUCCUCUCUCGCUUACACGACUCCCACAGGGGAAGUGCCCAUUCGCCCAUUCGAAGAUGUGUCUGCUGACCUGUUCACACACGCCGAUAAGGAUUACCUCAUUUACGCCGACCGCUUGUCAGGGUGGUCAUGUAUUGCAGAGUAUGGUCGAGAAGCAUCGUCACGCACCACGACGAAACUGCUGUGCCGCAUUUUUCGGGUUGUGGGUGUACCAGUCCGCCUACGCUCAAAUGGAGGACCUCAAUUCACCAGCUCAACGUUCCGAUCUUUUAUACAGCGCUGGGGUAUUAACCAUGUUAUGUCUUCCCCAGGAUACCCUCAGUCCAAUGAACAUGCCGAUGCCUUCGUCAAGAAGGUGAAGUAUCUCAUUGCUAAAGUGUGUGCAACUGACGCCAUCGAUGAGGAGGCUUUUGACAGGGGCUUACUUGAGCUCCGGAAAACUCCCCGUCCUGAUAGCCGUUCCUCAGCUCAGGUGCUGGACGGUCACCCUCUCAGGUCUGCCGUGCCCGCACACAGGCGUGCCUUUGCGCCCGAGUGGCAAGUUGCUGGUGAUGAAUAUGAUGCCAGAUGGGCCGCAACGAGGAGAGAGUCGGAGAAGUAUUACAACAAAAACGCCCGAUCCUUGCCACCACUACACAUCGGCGACUAUGUGCGGCUACAGGACCGCGCCACCAAACGUUGGAACAAGAUUGGUGUUGUGGUCGGUGUUGGGGGGCACCGGCACUACCAUGUGAAGCUCCCUACCCGGAUCGUCUUGUCUCGUAACAAGCCUGGGGAGGGAGAUGUGACGGUGAACUCCGAACCCGUGAAAGCUGAUGUGGGAACCUCGGCUAACACACCUGGACAGACACACGCCAGCUCCAGCACCCAGUCCCAUCUCCAGUCUCCAGCUGCUGUAUCCUACAACCCUGCAAUGUCCCAGGCAUCGCCUGGUGCAGGACAUUUACAGCUUGCUAAUAGUCAGUUCAUUAGUCUAGGUAGCGCCCACCGCGAACUCAUGUACCGCCAGAAGGACGCCUUCCAACCAAAAACUCAUGUAUCCAUAGAACAAGUGGUGGACUCACACUAA